AAAAGUUCCGAUAUUUCUCAUGACAUCACUUCGUCGGGCUCAGUAAUCUGUGACUUCCACUGAGAAAGGAAUAAUAAGCGGACAAUUCUCGUUUUGUUUCCAGGAUGGGGCAGCUCACGCUUCCAUCGGUGCUAGCCUGCGUUUGUGUGUUUGUCCAGUCCCUGGCAGCAAACACAGACUUCCAGCAUCAUGAUUAUAAGUUUGUACCAAUGGUCGCCUUUAUGUGUAACAAACCCACCAUGCACACCUCUCCUAUGGGCUGGCAGGCUGACGCCAAGCAAGACUGUCUUCAUGAUCCAAAGGAGAUUCUUCAAUACUGUCAAAAGCUGUACCCAAAUAUGACCAUUACAAACAUUGUUGAGGACCAUAAAGUGAACAUCAAAAACUGGCCAGAUUUACAUGGUCGCCAGCAAAACCACAAAGUACAGCCAUACAGAUGUGUCGUGGGUCCAUUUGAGAGUGAUGCUCUCUUAGUCCCUCAACAUUGCCACUUCUAUCAUGAACACAAUCAGUGUGACACAUACAAGAAGUGGGGUGACUGGGCCACGUCAGACUGCAAGGGUAAGGGGAUGAGGAUCGAUAGCUUCUCCAUGCUGCUGGACUGUGACAUCGACAGGUUCGCCGGGGUGGAGUAUGUCUGCUGUCCCAAGGAGAAAAAAGCCAUUGAUGAGGCAGUCACAUUAAAACCAGUAAAAGAACAAACAGAGCACAUUACAAUAGAUGACACAUAUGAUGCGUAUAUUGCAUAUCUCAGAGGUGAUGAGAAAUAUCUCAAGAAGUUCGGCAAUGAACACAGCAAGUUUUUAGCUGCUAUGAAGGCUAUGAACAUGCGUCACCAUGGAAGAAUUACCAAGAUGAUGAAAGAAUGGCAGACAGCCAGGAAACAUGUCAACAACAUGAAGAAGACAAAUCCCAAGGCUGCUGACAAACUGAACAAGAACAUCCUACAGCGAUUCCAGAAGUUGUACAACAGUUACCAGCAGUCAGACGCUGCAGAGAAGAAGCAGUUAGUGGCUCUCCAUCUCCAACACAGACAGGGAGAACUCAACAGUAAAAAGAGGAAGGAGUUAGAGGCCUACAUGGGGGAACUCCAGAAAAGCCAUGUCAAGUCUGGAGCUGUAAUGAAGCAUUUAGAACACUAUAUCCGUGUGGAAGAGAAGGACCGUCUACACUCACUGAAUCAUUUCACUCAUGUUAAAAAGACAAACCCUGAGGAAGCCAAGCUUAUCCAGUCACAGGUCAUUGAACACAUGAAGGUCAUUGAUGAGCGCAUCAAGCAGAGUCUGGACAUGCUUCAUCACUUCCCCAGGGUGGAGAGCAAACUGAAGCCACAAAUAGAUAAAUUCAUGAAGCACUACAGUGGUUUAGCAGAGAGUGCCAAGAACAUUGUGAUGAGACCCAUUACUGUGCAGGAGAAGAAAGAGACCAAUAAAGUGACCUGGGGUGACAAGUUGACCUUGGAUGAUGAGAAUGAUGAUGGUGACCUGGCUGAUCACUUGGAGGAGGUCAAGAAGACCCCCAUUGUGGAGGAUGAUGGACUUAGUCCCCGAAUUGAGCUUGACCAGCACAAGGAAAACAAAGUCUUUAUCUCUCAUCGUGAAAAUGACCAAGCCAGUUUCAGCAGGGGAAGUUACUCUUCAAAAGUCGCAACCUCCACAAGUAGUGUUUUCGGAAUUGCCAUUGGAAGUGUAGCGGUAUUUGUCAUUAUUAUUGUUGCCAUUGUCAUGUUGCGGAAGCGCUCCCAUAGACUUGCAGUCACUCAUGGAUUUGCUGAAAUGGAUCCUGCAGCCUCCCCAGAAGAACGUCAUGUGGCUAAAAUGCAGAUGAAUGGUUACGAAAAUCCUACCUACAAAUACUUUGAACUGAAUACCAAUGUCAAGAAAUAAAAACCUCAAAAACUGUUCCAAAAACUUACAAAUUUAUAAACAAAUUCAUUCCACUGAGUGUAACUCUUAUUUGCAGGGUGAAGCCUUAACUGUUGUGAACAAAAACUGUGAUUUUAUUGAUAAGCUUGUGAUUGUAGGAAAUUUGGAUAACAUACUCAUAAAAUAAAUAACAGAUUGUAAUCUACAAAGUAAAGAGACAGCUAGUGACUGUGCAGAAAUAUUUAUUAUACAGUGUAUAUAACACCACUUUAGCAUUAUAUGUGUCCCUAAUCAUUGAUAAUGUAGAAUGUCAUUGUAAAUGGAACUUUUUGUAACAUUUGAAUGAUUCUGUACUCUAGCCACUGUACCACUACUUAUAAACCAUGUAAGUAUCUGUAACUUUACCAUGUAUUCAUUUGUGUUGUCCUGACACGGAAGUCAUUCCAUACCAAGAUGUGGAGAUUCUCACAAAAAUCCCCUAAAGCAAUAAUUGACAACAACAAUUGUGGGGAAGGAAGAAUUAGGCUAGUGAUCAUCAAUUAGAAUUGUAGGGUUGGGAUUAAGAAUGCACACUGAUUCAUAACCUUGUUUGUAUUGGAACUGUGUAUAGACUGCUUUUUAGCUGAUGGUGUUUUAUUGUUUUAUAUUUUUAAAAAUGUCUUCAUAAAAUGAUGUGAAUUUCAUAAUACAUGUCUAACAUUUUUAUGUGCAGUUGUUGUGAAAUGCUUUUUUUGUUAUAUUUACAAUUUUUAAUUUUUUUUUUUUUGACACUUUGAUAACAGGCAUUGAUUAUUUUUUAGAAAAAGAUUCUUUUUUAUUUAUCAUUGCAUAAUUAAGGAAUCCAAAAUUAAUCAAAUGAAUUUUUUUUUUUUACUUUCUUAAUUAUGUAAAGGGAAAAAUAAAAAUUUCCUUUAAAGAAUUAGUAUUCAAAACCAAAGACGUAGCUUCAAGUCACAUACCUAGUAUACAAUGUAUUCGCCAUAUAAAAACGAGCUUGCUUUGGCAUUCACUAGUUAAACAAAUUUCUAUAAAAACUAUCACUGAUGUUAUAGUCUCUUUCUUUUAGUAUAAACUGCUGCUCUGAUCACUCUACAAUAGUGUGAUCUCAUCGAGGUAGUUUGUAGAGAAAAUUCAGAUUGUUUUCUUUUCUAGAAAUUAUCUCUGUACUGUGUGGAAGAGAUUAUAAUCAUCACUAGAUUUUGUAUGAGUGUACAAGCUUUCUUUAUCAAAUAAAUUCAUCUUUUCUGUCUUUUCCUUCCUGUAUACCAGUCUGAACUUCUCUCCUCCUACAAAAAAUCUGUUUUUGAAAACUUCCUGGCCAGUAGCUUGAGUUGUAUUGUGACUUCAUGUAAUGUUUAAUACUGUGACCUCUUAUCAUUUUAUAAAUAAAAAUGUACACUCA
Messenger RNA from Saccostrea cuccullata (small rock oyster), 3267 nucleotides. Its product is annotated as amyloid-beta precursor-like protein. NCBI's taxonomy places the organism in Eukaryota, Metazoa, Mollusca, Bivalvia, Ostreida, Ostreidae. Gene Ontology annotation, biological process: central nervous system development; axonogenesis. The record is from RefSeq and is a predicted model, not a curated record. Gene Ontology annotation, molecular function: heparin binding; transition metal ion binding. The coding region runs from base 105 to 1886 and encodes 593 amino acids. Gene Ontology annotation, cellular component: membrane. The transcript is spliced from 11 exons.